Molecule: messenger RNA, 305 nt
Organism: Meloidogyne enterolobii
Lineage: Eukaryota; Metazoa; Nematoda; Chromadorea; Rhabditida; Meloidogynidae
Source: the annotation of a GenBank genome assembly
AUGACUGUUCGCCGCCUCUACCACCAACUUCUCGCCAUCCUCCAACUUCCUUUUUUCUCCAUUCUCUACAGUCUUAUAGUCCUGCCCAUCUCCCGCUUCUGCCUCGCAACUUUCACCUCUUUUGAUCUGCUACUUUUUUGCUCUUUCGGCUGCUCUUCUACGAUCUACCUUUGCUUUACGACUUUUGCUUUUCAGCUCUUCAACCUACUCGUCUUCUUGAUCAGUUCGAAUUGCUCUUUAUUUUAGAUCUGGGUUAUUGGUUACGACUAGAGAUCGGCCUGUGUCUGGGGUCUAAGGCUAGGGUU